Messenger RNA from Trematosphaeria pertusa, 590 nucleotides. RefSeq lists its product as uncharacterized. Bases 40 to 489 code for a protein of 149 amino acids. Lineage: Eukaryota; Fungi; Ascomycota; Dothideomycetes; Pleosporales; Trematosphaeriaceae. The record is from RefSeq and is a predicted model, not a curated record. The transcript has 2 exons.
CAUGACGUAGCCUAGUAGUCGCUAGGAGAAGCAUAUAACAUGGCUGCUCCGCACUACCUUCCCGUACAUCAGCAACUUCAAACGCAUCAACAAUUUCAAGUUAUCACGGCUAUUCCUGUCAGCAUCUUUAACUUCAACAAACCAAUCAUAAAUAUGUCCGCUUCCGCCGACGACCAGUACGAGCAGCAGAACGACUUCACCAACGACGCCCCGGCCGGUGACUCCAAGGACAACGACUACGUCAGCCGGACUGGGCAGUAUCAAGUACCCGUUCAGAAGGAUGAGGUUCCGGUAGCGGAUCUCUAUGAUCCUGUCACCGCCGACUCCGAUCAGCAACUUGCUCAGGAUGAGAACGAUGCCAUCGACAGGAGCAACAUCGUCGAGGGUCGCACUCGAGGAGCAACCAAGAAAGCCGGCACUUAUGCUGAGCCCGGUGACGAGGAAGGUCUACCAGGUGCUGAUGAUGGCACGUCUGCUAUACGCAAGUAAGCAAAGGACGACGGCAGUGGAAUGGAGUGUUGAAUGGUAUGAUGAUUUAGCUGCAUAUCUUGAUUCAGCGCUUUCUGUCCAUGUGGCAUCUGGCGUCCGGU